Molecule: messenger RNA, 850 nt
Organism: Zeugodacus cucurbitae (melon fly)
Lineage: Eukaryota; Metazoa; Arthropoda; Insecta; Diptera; Tephritidae
Exons: 1
Coding region: 15-488 (157 amino acids)
Source: RefSeq, a predicted model, not a curated record
AGCUGCACAAAACAAUGGCAAGCGAAGGAGCAAGUAACCAAAAUGCAGUUUGCACACUGUGUGACAAGAUCGGACUUAAGCCAUUCACCAAGCAAAACGUAUUCUACUAUUACAUACCAUUGCAUGGCGUUGUAUCAUACUCAGCUUUAGCCGUAAACGUAAUGAAUCCGGGAUUCAUUUCAAAGGUUCUACCCAAAAAGGAUUUGACUAAUGUGCUCUUGCUGAGCAGUUUGGCCGGCGCAGCCUUUUACAUAUAUGGACGACCACAUCUACGUACUGUACCAAAUAACCGACGUGGUUUAUAUGCGCUAUUAGGAGGAUCACUCUUUAGCAUGGGUUCGGUGCUCGGUUGGGCUUUAAUGAGAUCUAUAUUGCCAAGAGAUAACGCAGCUAUUGCUACCAUUGCGGGUCUGGCUUCGGGAGCCGUCGUUGUUAAGCUGAGUACUGACUAUUUCACUGAUUGUGACAAACUGGUUACAAAGAAUUAAACAAAAAUAGCAGUGAUCGUGUUAUCUUGGUGCUCCUGCAACUAAAGGGACAAAUCUAAUUUUAGUCAUCGACUUUCAUCUUUUUUUUUUUAUGUAGCAAUUAAAAGUUCAAUACACCGACCGGAAUUUUCGAUUGCAGUGGAAUAUGUGAAAAUGCAAUGCCGCGCCCAAUGGCUGACAACCCGUUUUUUUAUAUUUGGACAAGCCUUUACUCGUGGAUAUUGUUUAUGUAGUAUAUAAAUAUAUUUGUACUUCGAACCAGGUUAAAAUAAAGUUUAAAGUUAAAAUUGCUGCUAAUGGAUUUCUAUAAAUAUGUAGUAAAAAAUAAAAUCUAAAUACUAAAAUGAAAAUGUAUUUAAAAA